AUGCAAGAGCGCAAUUGCAAUUUUUCUGUGACCUAUAAUCGUUCAUGUCUUCCUUCUUCCAGUCAACUAAGUGAUUCUUUCUACCAGUGGACAUGGAUGGAGCUUCUGGAAUUUGAAGCCUUGUUCCAGCACCCUACUCGUGCUUCUCAUGACACCUUUUUUCUAAACGGUUCAAAUCUUCAAUGUUUAGUCACUAAUAUUGCUGUUAAAUUAUUUGCAUGUAACUCCUUCUACUACAAGGACACUGCCGGAAGAUUAUGGAUUAAGAGGCAACCUUUUGUGCCCGAGAGGCACUUCUCGAUUGACCGUGUCUUCAGAAAUAAGCCUACUGAUCGGACUCACCUAGCAGAGUUCCAUCAAAUUGAAGGUAUAAUACUAGGAUGUCGAAACUGCACUUUAAGCCAGCUUAGAACCCUUACACAGAGCCACGCAUGGAGACUUUCAGGAAGUAGGUGGAGAUUGGAAACUCUAGAAUGUUCAGACCCGAAAUGCUUCUACUUGUGGGUCUUCCUAAUGAUGUCCGAGUCAUUGCUUUGGGUCUUUCUCUCUAAAGACCAACAAAGAUACAAUACGGUAUCGACAACAUCCGAGAAUGGUUUGGACACAAGAACGCCCUUCAAAAGAUCCCCUGAUUAUGAAAAACGUUUUGAUAACAGGGCAUUUCUAAGAUCGAAGCUCGAAGUUUCAGCCACAUCAGACGAUGUUGUUGUUUUGACAGACAAUAGCUUCGAGAAGGAGGUCAAGGAGCUCUUGUCGAGUUUUACACUCCUUGGUGUGGCUAUUGCAAGAAACUUUCUUGCUCCAGGGUGGAUUAUGAUGAGCAUAAGCUUGUUUGCUGUAAAUAUGGUGUUAGUCGAUAUCCAACCAUUCAAUAUGGUUUCGUCUGAUGGUGCACGCAAUGUCGAAGCAUUGGCUGGAUAUGUGAACAAGGAGGUAGUUUUGUUGCUGAUAGUACCGAUACAAGAGAACCAAUUCGGCUUCACUCAUAGUGGACGGAUCCCAUUUUUUAUUGUAACUAAAACGGUUCUCGAACUCAUUCUAAACCCACUACCAAAUUGUAUCUUCAAAUGA
Messenger RNA from Arabis nemorensis, 1071 nucleotides. The record is from the annotation of a GenBank genome assembly. Lineage: Eukaryota; Viridiplantae; Streptophyta; Magnoliopsida; Brassicales; Brassicaceae.